AUGGUCUCUCCCCCUCCUUCGGGCAUCUACGUCCCCGUCCCCACUUUCUUCGCAUCCCAAUCCGCAUCCAACUAUGACCCUGUCAACAACCCUCUGGAUCUCGAAACUCAGACCAAGCACUCGCUCUUCCUCGUCAAGGGCGGUGUCCGUGGUCUUGUCAUCCUGGGAAGCACUGGCGAGGCCAUUCAUCUCACCAACAAGGAACGCAACCAACUCAUCGAGAGCCAAAGGAAGGAGCUCGACAACGCCGGCUUCAAGGAUAGACCCAUCAUCGCCGGAACCGCCACACAAAAUGUCGAGGAGACUCUGAUCCAGCUCGAGGAUGCUAAGAAGGCCGGUGCCGAGUACGGCAUGGUCCUCACACCAGGUUACUUUGCUUCAGCCGCUAGCCAGCAAGGUAUUGCCAAGUGGUUCGAGGCAGUUGCCGACAAGAGUCCCAUUCCCAUCAUGAUCUACCACUACCCUGGUGUGACCAACAACAUCGUUGUGGCCCCCUCAACAUUCGAACGCCUUGCACAACACGCCAACAUUGUCGGCUGCAAGCUGUCACAUGGCGACAUCCCCGAUCACACUUUGAUCGCUUCGUCCCCAAAGAUUGAUCCCUCGCACUUCAAAGUCUUCUCUGGGCUUGGUCAAAACCUCCUUCCCGUUCUUACGGUUGGCGGUCAAGGUGCCAUUGACGGGCUUGCUGGUAUCUUCCCUCGGGUGGUGGUCAAGCUUUUCAACAUGUUCCAAGAGGGUGCAGACAACAAGAAGCUACGUGAGCUACAAUUCAAGAUCUGCGAAGGUGAGAGACUUAUCGGUAAAUGGGGUACUGUUGGUAUCAAGGAGGCCAUUGCAAGAUGCUGGGGCUUGGGUGACAAGGAAGGCGCCAGACUACCACUGCAGGGAGGCUUCCAGGGUGGAGAGCAAGAGUGGAGUAACUGGAGCGGUGUCUACGAGGGUCUGAAGCAGCUGGAGCAAGAGUUUGAGAAGAGUGGUUAG
Molecule: messenger RNA, 984 nt
Organism: Aureobasidium namibiae CBS 147.97
Lineage: Eukaryota; Fungi; Ascomycota; Dothideomycetes; Dothideales; Saccotheciaceae
Product: aldolase
Exons: 3
Coding region: 1-984 (327 amino acids)
Molecular function (GO): 4-hydroxy-tetrahydrodipicolinate synthase activity
Source: RefSeq, a predicted model, not a curated record